This is a messenger RNA of Dioszegia hungarica, 3042 nucleotides long. RefSeq names its product putative myosin heavy chain. Gene Ontology annotation, cellular component: Atg1/ULK1 kinase complex; extrinsic component of membrane; phagophore assembly site membrane. The transcript has 9 exons. Gene Ontology annotation, molecular function: molecular adaptor activity; protein kinase binding. NCBI's taxonomy places the organism in Eukaryota, Fungi, Basidiomycota, Tremellomycetes, Tremellales, Bulleribasidiaceae. The record is from RefSeq and is a predicted model, not a curated record. The coding region runs from base 1 to 3042 and encodes 1013 amino acids. Gene Ontology annotation, biological process: autophagosome assembly; autophagy of mitochondrion; positive regulation of protein phosphorylation.
AUGAUCGAGAUACUGGAGGCAUCCCAUGGAGGAGCAACGACGCUACAUACCCAGCUGAGCGACUACGAGACACUCGACCAGCUCAUCACAGACGCGUCGGUCAGCACGAGUAUAGCCCCCGAGAAUGUGCUGCUGUUCAUGGAAGACGGAAGGGAGUUGAAGGACGAGGUGUUGCAGGAGGUGUAUGAGCGGGGUGGCGAAGGUGGGCAAUCCGAUGCUCCACCUCAGCAACUAUUCCUCUUCAACCGCGCCACCUUCUACGCGGAAUCGCCAGAGACCUGGGCGGUGCAAUAUCAAGAAGACCUCGCUCUCCCCCCGCUUCUGAACCUCUCCGCCAUCUCGGACCUCGGCCAAGCUCAACUCCCAUUCGUCCUCGCCUCAGAGCAUCUCCAGCACCUCAUCUCCCUCUUCUACGCUCAAGCUCGCUCGCUCGCUAUCGCCUACACCAGCUUAGCCUCGCAUCUCCAACCCCUUCUGCGCGAAUUCGACGAGUUCCAAGAGCGCGCCAAAGAUCAGCUGGACAAUGAAGAUCGGCUCAUUCGGUCUUCGAAAGCAGACAUGGUGAUGCUCCCGAGGAUCGUGGUACAUGAUGCUUUCAAUAAGAAGAAGGAGCGGAGGGAUAGCUCGGACGGAGCUGCGGAGGCGGUGAGGACCAUGGCGAGCUAUGUGAAUCCAGUCAAGAUGCAGCAGGUUAGGGAGAGCUGUCAAGCAUCACACGCAACGCAUAUCAAGCAGUUCGACAAGCUCGCAAGCCAGGUCGGAGAUCUAGCUCUUCAAUCCGAGGCGGAACGGCGAGCGUCCGAGGAGCGAGCCCAGCAGGUCGCUGAUGAGCUGGAGGAAGGGGUGCAGCGAUUCCAAAUGGCCAUAUCUCAGCUGGAGGUGCUGUUCCAGAACGAUACACCAUCGUUGAGUCAAGAUCUGAUGGAAUUGGACGCUGCGAUGCGGGAAGACCUGACAAUCCUCACAAAUGUCAAGAACGACUACACGCUAGAACUUCACAUUCACCUACGCCAAGUUGCAGACUUUCAAAUACGGAUCGCCGAGCUCGUCACCCCAAUCCAAACCCUCGAUGUCGAUCUCAAAUCCCAAGCUGCCUUUCCUCAUCUGCAGCGACUCCAUCUCCUCCCCUUUGCAUACGCUGCAACCGUCAUCGAGGUCGUCCGGCGGAAAGAGUUCGCCCUUGCUCUCAAGGCAUGGACAGAUCGGCUUUCGGCGACUUUUGCGACGUUUGCGGAGAGAGAAGGAGCGAGGCGGAGGGAGAUACGAACGGAAGUGACGUCACAGUUGCCCUUCGUUGUUGGUGCACUGGAUGAGGUACCACUCAAGUUGGAGCUAAGCGUGGUGGACGGAGCGGAACCUUUGAGCGGUAUUGCCAUCACAAAGGCGGAUAUCGAAGGUCUGACGAGAUGGAUACAGACGCUCAAGGAUGAUGGCGAGCUACAAGCUGCAAUUCUGGAUGAAGAGUCAGAUCCGAUCCCAUUCCUCGAGCACGGCGUUUCGGACCUUAUCGCCAAGAUGGACGAGGCGUCAUCCGAACUGGACCAGAUGAUUGAGCGGUCAGUCCUGCUGCAUCGAUCAAGACAUGGUCACAACACUCAGGACGUCCGAGAUCGGCUCGGCGUCCUCUCCAACGAGAACGAAGUACUCAGACGCCAGCUCGCAGAUCGACAGAACGACCACCAGACCCGUGUCCGCCAUAUGGAAGACACGCAUGAGCAGCGGACUCGGAGUUUGCAAACUCGGCAGGCGGAGUUGCAGGACGAGCUAGUCCGGCUCCGGACGGAUCUGGAGGAGGAGAUGAUGGCUCGCCAGGCUCUUUCGACGGAGUUGAACGAGCGGGCACGGGAGCAAGAGCAUCAGAUCGACCAGUCCGAGGUGAUCUCGGCGCUGCAGGCGGAUCUGUCGCAGGAGAAGGACCGGACGACGGACCUAGGUGUUCGGCUACAGGAGGCUCUGCUCGAUAUCGACGGCCUGCGGAGCUCGGAGGCUUCGCUCCAGUCGCAGGUCCAGUCCAUGCAGGACGAGCGGUCCAAGCUACUCCAAACGGUCAGCGAUGCGCAGAACGGGUCGCGGCAACUCGAAUCUCAGCUGGCGGGGCUGAAGGCCGAGCUGGAAGCGACCACGACGCAACUCGGCCAGGCGCGGACCGAACGCGAUACCGCGCUGAAGAAUCAGUCGGCGGAGGCUGAACGGCUUAUGCGGGACCAUAUCGCCGAGGCGGACGGGGAUCGGGCUGUACUGGAGCAUCAAAACCUGACGCUCAGUAAGCAAGUCGAGGAUAUCCGGAUCGAAAUGGAGGAGAAGAUCACGGCGGCGAGGAAUAUGGCCACUCGGACGGCGGACGGAUUGAAGGCGGAGCUGAGCUUUACCAAGGCGCAGCUGAGGGAUGUGCAGCGGAAGGAGACCAUCUUGGCGGAUGAGCUGGCGAUAGCGAAGGAUGCGGCGCAGGCAAUGACGCAGAAGGAUGCGCAUCAGGCGGAUGUAGCGAGGGACGCGGUGGCGCUUGUGGCCAAGUAUCACGAUACUUGCCAGCGCAUCGUUUCUACUAUCCAUGCGUCGAGCACCAUAUCUGCCUCUACCAAUCUCACCCUGCCGAAGGUGGCCGCAGUACCCCUCACGCCGGCCGAGACGGACGGGGACAAGGACAAGCCUAUGCGCGACUCGGUCCUCGGUCGGUCUCUCGCCACGGCGACCAACUUUGACCUCGACAACUUUGCCGACGCCGUCAACAAGACCAUCUCGCUGGUCAAAAAGCUCAACAAGAGCUGUCGUCACUACCGCGAUCACGCCAAAAACAAGAUUUCGUUUACCGCCUUCACGAAGGGCGAUCUGGCGCUCUUUCUGCCUACGCGGAACGCGACGACGCGUCCGUGGAUGGCGUACAAUGUGUCGGCGCCACAUCACUUCUUGAAGGUGCCGGGGGAUAAGGUGGAGGCGUGGAAGAAGAGGGAUAGUAUCAUUGCGAGGAUUACGGGGACAGAGGAGGCUGUCGCGGGAGAUGUGAGUUAUGCGAGCCAUGGGUUGGACCAGGAGCAGAGCUGA